Messenger RNA from Sphaeramia orbicularis (orbiculate cardinalfish), 3190 nucleotides. Its product is annotated as F-BAR and double SH3 domains protein 2-like. Lineage: Eukaryota; Metazoa; Chordata; Actinopteri; Kurtiformes; Apogonidae. Gene Ontology annotation, biological process: neuromuscular synaptic transmission; regulation of actin filament polymerization. Gene Ontology annotation, molecular function: protein binding. Gene Ontology annotation, cellular component: recycling endosome; neuromuscular junction. The transcript has 20 exons. The record is from RefSeq and is a predicted model, not a curated record. Bases 203 to 2479 code for a protein of 758 amino acids.
CUUGGUGGUUGGUGUUUUCUGUUCCCUGGGGCCACAGUGUUUUCAACGGGACUCAACUUACCACUUACUGGACUUGCCAUGGCCGCUUGACCCGAGUUGAAAUACCCCUCUGCGUUUUUUUUUUAUUUGCUCGAAACAUUUGCACAAACUUUUUAAAGACGAACUUCUGUCUUUUGUGUAGUUUUUAUGUCAAGAAAUAAGGAUGCAACCCCCACCGAGAAAGGUCCGGGUCACCCAGGAGCUGAAACACACUCAUGCAGAGCAGAUGAGCAGGUUACAUAUCAAACACCAGACAGAAUGUGACCUCCUGGAAGACCUGAGGACCUUCAGCCAAAAGAGAGCAGCUGUAGAGAGAGACUACGCCCAGGCCCUCCAGAAAUUGGCAAAUCAGUAUCUAAAGAAGGAAUGGCCAGAGAGCGUUUUAGAGGAACAAGCAGACCACAGGAAUAUGUACUGUGUGUGGAGGGCUUAUCUGGAGGGUACCAUCCAGGUCACCCAGUCUAGAAUCAGUGCCUGUGAUAACUACAAAAACCAGGUUGCUGAUCCAGCCAAGACUGCCAGACUACAGAAGGAGCAGCAGCUGAGGAAGUGUAUUGAACAGCUGACAGUGGUCCAAGCUGAGCUGCAGGAAUCUGUGAAGGAGCUGACCAAGAGCAGAAAGAAGUACCAGGAGGCCGAGACGAUGGCUCAGGCGGUCCGAGAGAAGGCAGAGCUCGAGGCCAAGUCUAAGCUCAGUCUCUUCCAGUCCAGAUCUAGUCUGCAGAGAGCAAGUGUAAAGCUGAAAGCAAAGAGGAGUGAGUGUAACUCUAAAGCCACCCAUAGCAGAAAUGACUACCUACUCAUGUUAGCAGCCGCUAAUGCUCACCAGCAGCGCUACUACGACACAGAUCUUCUGGACUGCAUCAAGGUGUUGGAUGGUAGAGUCUACGAGCAGGUCAAAGACUACCUGGUGUCACUUUGUCAGACUGAACUGGAAACCUACCAGGCCAUCCACAACACCUUCAACCAGCUCCUAAACAGCUCCAGUGGAGUACUGCAGGAGUUCCACCAGCAGCUGUUUGUGCAGAAGAAUCUUGUGUUCCAGCAUGGUCCGGACUUCCUCUAUCAGCCUGUUGAAUCAGAUACGGUGAUGCAGCUGCAGAGGGAGAGCGGCACAGCAGAGGAACACAGUUUGGAAAAGGAGGCGAGGAAAUGGUCGAGUCGCGUGGCCCGAGAAUACAAGAGCAUCAUCCACACUCAGCGGGCCCUGGAGGAAUACGGGAACCAGGAGACCUCAGAGCAGAACAACAGUGAACUGGAGACCAAGAUGGAGGUGGCUCGGCAGAGUCUUCGGAGGGCAGAGACGGUGAAAGUGAAAGCAGAGGCACGCCUGGAUUUGCUGAGACAGGCAGGUGUCGCUGUGGAAACAUGGCUUAAGAGCGCCAUGAACCAGGUGAUGGAGGAGCUGGAGAACGAACGCUGGAACAACCUCAGUACCCAUGAUCCUUCACUCUCUGGAACAGCCGAUCUGGAGCACGAGGACGAGGAGGAGAUGGAGGACAGUGGUGAGGUGUUGGACGACAGCAGCUCCAGUCCCUCCAGCACUUUGAGGAACUACCCUCUCACAUGCAAAGUGCUCUAUUCCUACAAGGCCUCUCAGCCAGAUGAACUGACCAUUGAGGAGCAGGAAAUCUUAGAGGUCAUCGAUGAUGGAGACAUGGAGGACUGGGUCAAAGCCAGGAACCGCAGUGGACAGGUGGGCUACGUCCCAGAGAAGUACCUGCAGCUGCCGUCCUCCAACAGCCUGCUGAGUAUGCUGCAGUCUCUGGCCGCGCUGGACGCCCGCUCCCACUCCUCCAGUAACUCCACCGAACCUGAAACCGACCUCCCCACCGGUUCUGUCAACGGAGACUCCAGUGCAGUGUCAUUUGCGAAGGCCCUGUACGACUACGCAGGACAAACAGACGAUGAGCUGUCCUUCCCAGAGGGCGCCAUCAUCCGCAUCCUGAGCAGAGAGACUCACGAGGACGACGGUUUCUGGGAGGGAGAGUUUAACGGCGUGGUUGGCGUCUUCCCAGCGGUCCUUGUGGAGGAUCUCACGGCUUCUAGUGAGAAUGGAGAUGGACAGAGAGACGGCAGUGCACAGGCCUCCCCCUCCUCUCUGGCUCAGUGCGACCGAUCCCCUCGAAGCCCCUUCAUCCCCGGCCCCCUCCACAGCAGCCCCCUGCAGACACCCACCAUGGCCUCUCCUCAGUCCAGCCCCUCCACAGCCUCUCCCAUUGGCCGACCACCAUCCUAUCACAACGGACACCACAGACCGCCGCCAGCUCCGCACAAAAGCCCCUUUCAGAGUCCAUCUCAAGGCUCACCUCAGCCCCCCAAAUACCCAGAGACUGGGUCUGGCACUAUUCGACCUGUCCGCGCUGCCCCUCCGCCUCCGAAGCAGCAUCCUCGGGGUCAGGUGAAGCGGAGGGAGGAGGUGGAGAUCACGCUGGUCUGAAGGCAACGCCCUGGAGGUGUCUGUGUUUAAACCGGCCAGGACGCGGUGGCUGUGCCUCUGAAGCACUCCCAAAGGAAAGCCAAGGAAACGACCACCUCCCGAAGGCCAGAGGGGGGCGCUACACUGAGUCCUCCAUGUCCUCACACAGCACCUCGAUGGUCAGUGAUGUGGACGAAUACUGUGCCUUUCAUUUCACCUCUCACUCCUUCUCUUUCAGUUGGUUCAUUGGUGCAUCUCUCACUUGAUGUGUGUUGAAAUUAGAUGAACAGGGCCAAUUUCCAGGCGUAGUUCAGCUUUUUAGUAAGUGGUUGUAUGGGCUGUGUGUCCAUGGUCAGAGUUUUACAACGGUAGAUACAGGUCAGUUUGUUGAAGUGACUGAGAACUGACUCAGAAGAUAAACAAUGCACUGCUGUUGACAGAGGCAGCACAAACACACCCAAAGAAUCACAUAAGGAAUAAUGCCACUACUUCCAAUGGGGCGCUGAAGCUCUACAGUGCCUCUUUAAAGCCUAUAAUAUUUAAGAUUAAGAUGUUUAUUGUCCCGACAGAGAUAUUUAUCUCUGACAGUAGUACCACGUUACGGCUGCAGUGGUGAACACAAGUAAUACACUGAACAAAAAUAUAAACGCACCACUUUUGUUUUUGCUCCCAUUUUUCAUGAGCUGAACUCAAACAUCUAAAACUUUUUCUGUGUACACACAAGGUUUAUUU